Thermothielavioides terrestris NRRL 8126 is the source of this 3012-nucleotide messenger RNA. RefSeq lists its product as uncharacterized. The record is from RefSeq and is a predicted model, not a curated record. Gene Ontology annotation, biological process: proteolysis. NCBI's taxonomy places the organism in Eukaryota, Fungi, Ascomycota, Sordariomycetes, Sordariales, Chaetomiaceae. The coding region runs from base 1 to 3012 and encodes 1003 amino acids. Gene Ontology annotation, molecular function: calcium-dependent cysteine-type endopeptidase activity. Gene Ontology annotation, cellular component: cytoplasm. The transcript has 5 exons.
AUGCACGGCUACUCGUCGUCGUCAGACUCGGAAGACGACUAUCCCUACACCAAGCCCAAGAGCGUCGCGCCCGCGACCACCACGACGAACGAUGCCAACAAGAAGAAGAAGAAGCGAAAGCUGCCGCCGCAGCAGACCAUCAACCGCAUCUGGAAGCGCUUCAGCAACAAGCGGUUCGCCAAGGCCCUCGCCGUGCUGCCCUUCGACCCCGUGCUGCCGCCGACCAUCUCGGACCGCUCCAACGAGCUGCUGAGCGCCGGCUACGAGCGCGCCGCCGAGGAGUGCCGCCGCAAGGUCCGAAAGAUCAUCCAGGAGUGCCGCCGCGUGAACACGCGGUACCGCGACCCGGGCUGGGACAUUGACUGGGACCUCAAGAUGGGCAAGGGCCACUGCCUCAACAGCCUCGGCCGCACCAAGUUCGACCUGAGCAUGUCGACCAUGAUGAACCCGAGCGCAAUCGUGCCCAAAGCGGUCAAGCGCGUCCACGAGAUCUUCGAGAAGCCGACCUUCAUGGCCAACGUCAGCGGCUCCGACGUCAAGCAGGGCAGCCUCGGCGACUGCUGGCUGAUGGCCAGCCUGUCCGGCCUCGCCAACGUCAAGGACGGCAUCCGGCGCAUCUGCGUCGAGUACGACACCCGCAUCGGCAUCUACGGCUUCGUCUUCUACCGCGACGGCGAGUGGAUCUACUCCAUCAUCGACGACAAGCUGUACCUCAAGUCGCCCUGCUGGGACUCGCCCAGCAUGCAGCGCGACCUGCUGCAGCAGAUCGACCGCGAGGACGUCGAGCGCGUCUACCGCCAGACCUACCAGACCGGCUCCAAGGCGCUCUUCUUCGCCCAGUGCAAGGACCAGAACGAGACCUGGGUGCCGCUCAUCGAGAAGGCCUACGCCAAGGCCCACGGCGACUACGCCUCGCUGGCCGGCGGCUGGAUCGGCGAGGGCCUCGAGGACCUCUCGGGCGGCGUCACCACGGAGCUGCUCGCCUCCGACAUCCUUGACCUCGACGGCUUCUGGGAAAACGAGCUGAGCAAGGUGAACGAGGAGUUCCUGUUCGGCUGCAGCACCGGCCUGCUCGAUGGCGGCUACGGCGACCGCGACGGCAUCGAGGAGGGCCACGCCUACGUCGUCAUGGAGGCGCGCACGCUGCGCAACGGCACCCGCCUCGUCAAGCUGCGCAACCCCUGGGGCAAGACCAAGAAGGGCAUCUGGGAGGGCGCCUGGUCCGACGGGUCCAAGGAGUGGACCACCGAGGUGCAGGAGGAGCUCGGCCACCAGUUCGGCAGCGACUCGGUCUUCUGGAUCUCGUACGAGGACCUGCUGCGCAAGUACCAGCACUUCGACCGCACCCGCCUCUUCCGCGACCCGGACUGGCGCUGCUGCCAGCGCUGGAUCGGCGUCGACGUGCCCUGGAAGCCGCAGUACCACGAGAAAUUCCACAUCAAGCUGACCCGCGAGACCCCCCUCGUGCUCGUGCUGAGCCAGCUCGACAACCGCUACUUCAAGGGCCUGCACGGCCAGUACUCGUUCCGCCUGCAGUUCCGCCUGCACGAGCAGGACCGCCCGGACCCGGAGGACUACAUCGUGCGCAGCCACGGCAACUACCUGAUGGACCGCUCCGUCUCCAUCGAGCUGCCCAGCAUGCUGCCCGGCACCUACAGCGUCUUCAUCAGCGUCGCCGGCGAGCGCAACCCGGACGCGCCCAGCGUCGAGGAGGUCGUCAAGCGCGAGUGCAAGAAGCGCACCGAGAACGAGAAGCUCGCCCAGGUCGGCUACGCCUACGACCUCGCCCACAGCAAGGCCGCCGCCCACCUCGAGGCCGUCAAGAAGGCGCGCAAGCGGGCCGACCAGAAGAAGGCCAGCGAGGCCCGCGUCGCCGAGCGCCACCGCCUGUGGGAGAAGCGCCACCUCAACCGCCAGAUCACCAAGAAGCAGGGCCGCAAGAACAACCAGAAGCUCGAGGCCAAGCAGGCCGCCCGCGAGGAGAAGCGCCGCCAGGCCGAGGGGCUCAAGCCCAAGGACCAGGGCCAAGCCCCGGCCGAGGCGCAGUCCAAGGAAGAGCCCCCGCAGGACGCCGACAAGGACGCCAGCAAGGACGCCGACAAGGACGCCGACAAGGACGCCGACAAGGACGCCGACAAGGACGCCGACAAGGACGCCGACGCUGACGACUCGUCGCCCGACGCCACGCCGAUCCCCACGCCAGCCGAGACACCCACGAUGGAGAAGACUGAGGAAAAGACUGAGGGCAAGACUGAAGACAAGACUGAAGACAAGACUGAGGACAAGACUGAGGACAAGCCGGCGGAGAAGACCGCGGACGCGUCCUCGGCCGGCUCCGAGUCCUCCGGCAGCCCCAGCCCCACGCCCAAGAGCGGCUCGUCAGCCACGGCCCCGUCCGACGGCAAGGACAAGGUGCCGGUGCCGCCCGCCGACGCCGCCAAGGUGUCCGGCCCGCCGCCGCCGCCGCCCGCCAAGUCGUCGCCUUCGCCACCGCCGCCGGCGAAGAAACCGCCGAACAUGUACGUCACGUCGGACGGCGAGUCGAGCGCGUCGCCGAUCGAGGACUGGGAGGAGCUGUACAGCAGCGACGACUUCUCGCGCAAGCCGCGCAUGGCGGCGUCGGCGGCGUCCAACACGGCGGCGGCGAGCAAGUACCGCGACGACACCGAGGACGAGAACGAGCCGGACCCGUGGAACGCCAUCUGCGUGGUCGGGCUGCGCGUCUACUCCAAGGACGAGGGCCUCGAGCUGCGCGUCGUCAUGGAGGGCGGCGAGCUCCUGGAGGGCGGCAUGGGCGAGAAGGGCGGCGUCGACCUCGACAACGCGCAGGCCAACGCCGGCGGCGCGCGGACCGCGCGCAAGGAGGGCGGCAAGAGCAGCGGCGGCGAGACCGACCGGGAGACAGAUAAGGACAAGGCCGGCGACGGGCUGGCGCCGUACCCGGUCAUCGUGCAAAAGGGUAAGGGCGACGAGGAGUACGAGACCGCGCUCGAGUCGCAGCGCGAGUCUUGA